GAUGCCCUGGCUCGAAUCUGUGGAAUAUCCAUGGCAGACCUUAACACCAUCUCCUCCAAAUUAGGACUGACAGCGAUAACAGAAAGGGAACGCCAGUUUUUAAAGGAGUACUGUACUGCGAUGAAGCCCCUUACAGUUGCUUUAGAUAUACUUCAGGGAGAAGACAAAUGUUUUCAUGGUACACUCCUACCAACGAUGGAGACAUUAAUGCUGAAGACAGAAGCCCUUAAAAGUGGCCUGCAAAUACUGAGGGACCUUCCUGACGCCAUAGUCAAAGCUAUCAAAACCAGAUUUGCUGAUGUCCUGGGAAAUGAAGAGGCGAUACUUGCUGCCGUAACUCUUCCAAAAUUCAAACUUCGCUGGCUGCGGUCACAGGAGUUAAAGGAUAAGGCUAAGGCAAGUUUGCUGGCAGAGUGCCGUAAAAUUGUCCAUGAAGAACCACAGCCAGGUACCAGCAGCACAUGUUCACAUCACACAGAUUCAGCCAAAGAGAGCGAUUUCUUUGCUUUUGAGGAGGAUGAGGACACCUCUUCAGCAGAAAACCAGGUGGCAGACUAUAUUAGAUCUUCAGAACAAAACUUAAACUCUCUGUGUGGAUUUUCUCUCAUCAAGAAAAUUUCACUACGUUACAAUGCUGCUACUCCAUCUAGUGCACCUGUUGAGAGACUGUUCAGCCUGGGCAAACUUGUUUUCUCUCUGAAGAGGAACAGGCUGUCGGACAAAAGAUUUGAAAAGCUUCUCCUUCUACGUUACAACCACUGGUUUAAUUGUUAGAUGAGGAGUAUUUCAGUAUAGAUAGAUUAAUGCAUUGAUCAUUUUCACUGAGAAUGAACAACAUGUUAAGCUACAUUGAGAGUUGGAUAGUGCUCUGUUUAUUGUGCAAUAAUAUACAGGUUCAGAGAAUUGCACUACUUAAAGGUCAAAUUUUCGAUUGUUUCUUUUACAGAGAUUUGCACUAUACUUAAUGGCCAGAUCUUCCUUUGUUACUUUUUACCCAAGUUUACAUU
Limanda limanda (common dab) is the source of this 1007-nucleotide messenger RNA. RefSeq lists its product as uncharacterized. Bases 31 to 774 code for a protein of 247 amino acids. The record is from RefSeq and is a predicted model, not a curated record. NCBI's taxonomy places the organism in Eukaryota, Metazoa, Chordata, Actinopteri, Pleuronectiformes, Pleuronectidae. The transcript has 2 exons.